AAAUCAUGUCGCCUUCCGAAGUCAGAUAGAAAUGAUUUUUAUAACUUUCCCAACAGCCUGAGUUCUGUGUGUCAGUACUCCCCAGCUCAAUCGUGGCCUGAAGACAAGCAGAGCGCGGCGGCUGCCUUCGCCCAGCUCCAGGGCGCCAUGGAGACGCUGGGCAUUUUGGAGAGCGAGCGGAGGGCCAUUUGGCGGGUGUUGGCAGCCAUCUACCACCUGGGUGCGGCGGGGGCCUGCAGAGUGGGCCGGAAGCAGUUCAUGCACUUCGAGCCGGCCAGCCACGCGGCAGAGGCCCUGGGCUGCGAGUACGACGAGCUGAACACGGCCACCUUCAAGCACCACCUGCGGCAGAUCAUCGAGCGCGUGACCUCUGGGCCGAGCCGCCGGGGCCCGGAGGACGAGGAGGCCAGCUCAGGGCUCAAGAUGACAGGAGUGGAGUGUGUGGAGGGCAUGGCCUCGGGCCUGUACCAAGAGGUCUUUGCCGCCGCGGUGUCGCUCAUCAACAGAUCCUUCUCCUCCCACCACCUCUCCGUGGCCUCCAUCAUGGUGGUGGACUCUCCAGGCUUUCAGAACCCCCGGCACCAGGGCAAAGACCGGGCCGCCACCUUUGAGGAGCUGUGCCACAAUUACGCUCACGAGCGCUUGCAGCUGCUUUUCUACCAGCGGACCUUUGUCUCAACGCUGGAGCGAUUCCGGGAGGAAGACGUUCCUGUGCAGUUUGACCUCCCGGAGCCGUCCCUGGGGACCACGGUGGCUGCUGUGGAUCAGAGUCCUUCGCAGGUCCGCUUGCCAGCCGGAGGAGGUGCCGAGGACGCCAGGGGCCUCUUCUGGGUCCUGGAUGAGGAGGUCCGGGUGGAGGGCUCCGGGGACGGCGUGGUGCUGGAGCGCCUCUGUGCCGCCUUUGAGAAGAAAGGCGCUGAGGCUGAAGGGACCUCUGCCCUCCGGACCUGUGAGCAGCCCCUGCAGUGCGAGAUCGCCCACCAGCUGGGACACGACCCCGUGCGCUAUGACCUCACGGGCUGGCUCCACAGGGCCAAGCCUAAUCUUUCGGCCCUGGACGCCCCCCAGGUCCUGCAGCAGUCGAAGAGGGAGGAGCUGAGGGGCCUGUUCCAGUCCCGGGCCAAGCUGUCCCCUGUGUGCCGGGCCGUGGCCGGCCUGGAGGGCACCUCCCAGCAGGCCCAGCAGAGGAACUGCACGGUGAGGAGGACGUUUGCCAGCAGCUUGGCCGCGGUGAAGAGGAAGGCCCCGUGCUCCCAGAUCAAGUUGCAGAUGGAUGCAUUGAUCAGUGUGAUCAGACGGUCUCAGUUACACUUCAUCCACUGCCUGGUACCGAGCCCAGUGGUGGAGAGCAGAGGCGGGCAGGGGUCUCUGACUCCACCGCAGCCUGGUAGAGACAAGCCCGGGGCAGGCGGGUCCCUGCCCUUGGACAUCCCGGCCCUGAGGGUGCAGCUCGCAGGGUCCUACAUCGUGGAGGCGCUGCGCCUGCACAGGGCAGGCUACGCUGACCACAUGGGGCUCACUCAGUUCCGCCGAAGGUUUCAGGUGCUGGACCCUCUGCUCAUGAAGAAGCUCAUGUCGGCCCCCGAGAGAGUGGAUGAGAAGAAGGCUGUGGCAGAGCUCCUGCAGACCCUGGAUCUGGAGAAGAAGACAGUGGCCGUGGGGCACAGCCAGGUCUUCCUCAAGGCGGGCGUGGUCUCCAGGCUGGAGAAGCAGCGGGAGAAGCUGGUGUCUCACAGCAUCAUCUUGUUCCAGGCGGCUUGCAAGGGCUUUCUGUCUCGCCAGGAAUUCAAGAAGCUGAAGAUUCACCGGCUGGCUGCCCAGUGCAUCCAGAAGAAUGUGGCUGUGUUCCUGGCGGUCAAGGACUGGCCGUGGUGGCAGCUCCUGGGUUCCCUUCGGCCCCUGCUGAGUGCCACCGUCGGGGAGGAGCAGCUCCGCGCCAAGGAGGCGGAGCUUACAGCGCUGAGACAGAAGCUAGAAAAGUCAGAGAGGUCUCGGAAUGAUCUCCGGCAGAACACAGACCUUCUGGAGAGCAAGAUUGCUGAGCUGACCACAGAGCUGGCCGAGGAGCGCUUCAAAGGGGACGUGGCCUGCCAGGUGCUGGAGAGUGAGCGGGCAGAGCGGCUGCGGGCCUCCCGGGAAGUUCAGGAGCUAAAGAGCAAGUAUGAGCAAGUCCAGAAGAAUUUGGGAGAGGUGGAGAAGCAGUUGGAAGAAGCCCAGGAGAAAAUUCGCUUGAAUGAUUUGGAAAGGAGUUACACUGGAGGAGCGGACGAGUGGCAGAUGCGCUUCGACUGUGCUCAGAUGGAGAACGAGUUCCUCAGGAAGCGUCUCCAGCAGUCCGAGGAGAGGCUGGACUCGGAGCUGGCUUCUAGGAACGAGCUGGAGCAGAAGCUUGGGGAGCUGCAGAGUGCUUAUGAGGGGGCCAGGAGGAUGACCCAGCAGCUGAAGAGGAAGUGCCACCAUCUGACCUGCGACCUGCAGGACGCCCACUUCCUGCUGGAGAACCAGCAGAGCCGAAACCACGAGCUAGAGAAGAAGCAGAAGAAGUUUGACACGCAGCUGGCCCAGGCCCUGGGAGAGUCCGUGUUUGAGAAGGGCCUCCGCGAGAAAGCGGCCCAGGAGAACACCAGCGUCCGGUGCGAGCUGGGCAAGCUUCAGCAGCACCUGAAGCAAAAGGAGCAAGAAACCUUGCAGCUGAAGCAGGAGGUGGAGAUGCUGCAGGCCCAGAAGCAGGAGCUGCUGGGGUCACCCUCUCUCGGGGAGAAUUGCAUUGCGGGCUUGAAGGAGAGGCUCUGGAAGCUGGAAUCCAGCGCCCUCGAGCAAGAGAAAAUCCACAACCAGCAGGAAAACACCAUCAAGCAGCUGGAGCAGGUAGGAAGGUCCUGUCCAGGGCGAUGCCCUCUGCAGCAGAGUGAAGCCAAGUGUGAGGACGCCUUGAAGACCCAGAAGGCGCUGACAGCCGACCUGGAGAGCAUGCACAGCGAGCUGGAGAGCAUGACCCGCAGCAAGAGCCUGAGGGGAGGGUCGUCUGUAAAGUACUCUUCUGCCUGGGAGGGGCCAGGCUGGGCUGGAGGGGAGGGACGUUCCAGGAGACACUGUCACAAGGCCUCUCUCCCUUUCCCCUCCCCCUCCUGCCUGGUCCAGCUGCAGCAGAGUGAAGCCAAGUGUGAGGACGCCUUGAAGACCCAGAAGGCGCUGACAGCCGACCUGGAGAGCAUGCACAGCGAGCUGGAGAGCAUGACCCGCAGCAAGAGCCUGGUGGACGAGCAGCUGUACCGGCUGCAGUUUGAGAGGGCGGACCUCCUGAAGCGCAUCGAUGAGGACCAGGACGACCUGAAUGACCUCAUGCAGAAGCACAAGGACCUCAUUGCUCAGUCUGCUGCCGACAUUGGGCAGAUCCAGGAACUGCAGCUGCAGCUAGAGGAAGCCAAGAAGGAGAAGCACAAGCUUCAAGAACAACUGCAGGUGGCCCAGAUGCGCAUUGAGUACCUGGAGCAGUCCACCGUGGGCCGAGCCAUCGUCAGCAGGCAGGAGGCGGUCAUCUGUGACCUGGAGAACAAGACGGAGUUCCAGAAAGUGCAGAUCAAGAGAUUUGAGGUCCUGGUGAUCCGGCUUCGGGACAGCCUGAUGAAGAUGGGUGAGGAGCUCUCGCAGGCAGCCACGGCCGAGUCCCAGCAGAGGGAGAGCAGCCAGUAUUACCAGCGGCGCCUGGAGGAGCUGAAGGUGGACAUGGAAGAGCUGGUGCAGCGGGAGGCCGAGGCCAGCCGGCGGUGCAUGGAGCUGGAGAAGUACGUGGAGGAGCUCGCCGCAGUGAGACAGACCCUCCAGACAGACCUGGAGACGUCCAUCCGGCGGAUCGCCGACCUGCAGGCAGCCUUGGAAGAGGUGGUGUCCAGCGACAGCGACACGGAGAGUGUCCAGACAGCAGUGGAUUGUAGCGGCAGUGGCAGAAAAGAGACAGAUAAUGUCUCCAUCCUCAGCUCCCAGCCAGAGGGCAGUCUGCAGUCCUUGUUGAGUUGUACCCUGUCCCUGGCCACAGACACGGUGAGGACCCCCUCUCGACAGUCAGCCAUCAGCAGCUGUAUCCUCAGCCCCAGGAUCCAGGAGGAGGCCGGCGACGGGGCCCGGGACGCCCACGGCAGGACCUCGGGGGACAAGGCCUCGUCCCCGCUCUCCCUCCGCCGAGGAAAGCACGGCCACUUCGGGGACGGCGAAGAGUGUGGCAUCCAGAGAAAGCCCCCGGAGAGGUCGGGCGCGCCGUCCUCCUCCCCGUCUUCCCGGAGUGGAGACGCGUCCCCGCGGCCCGGGGACAAGCUGCCCAGCCCGUCGGCCGCCCUGUCGGAGUUCGUGGAAGGGCUCCGGAGGAAGAGAGCGCAGAGGGGCCGGGGGUCGCCGCUGGGCCUGGAGGACUGGCCCACCCUCCCCAUCUACCAGACCACCGGGGCGUCCACGCUGCGGAGGGCCAGGACCGGCAGCGAUGAGGGCGCUCUGGCUCUGAGGGCCGCGGCCGAGUCACCCCUGGAUGCGUCGGCCGGGCUCCUGCGGUCCACCAGCCUGAAGUGCAUCUCCUCGAAGAGCGUGGGGGGCCCCAGCCCGCCGCCCGAGAAGCUGAAGACCCGCUUCAGUUCCUGCGAGUCCCUCCUGGAAUCGGGGCCCGGCUCGCAGAGGACCCCGAGCUCCCCGACGGCGCUUAGGCGCUCGUUCCCGUCGCCCACACUGCGCCCGCGGAGGCGCUGUCUGGAGUCCUCGCUGGAAGAUGCGGGCUGUCCGGACCUCGGGAAGGAGCCGCUCGUCUUCCAGAACCGCCAGUUUGCACACCUGAUGGGGGACCCCCUGGGCAGCGACCCAUUCAGCUGGAAGGUCCCGAGCCUCAACUAUGAACGCAAGACCCAAGUGGGUUUCGAUGACUUCCUCCCGGCCAUCCGGAAGCCCGAGACGCCUGCGUCCUUGGCCCGAGCGGCCAAAGAUGGGCAAGACCGUUCACAGCGUUCGAGCGUCCACUUUGAGACGGAAGAGGCCGGCGGGGGCUUUCUCUCAGGGAUCACCACCGUUUUGAAAAAGAGCCCGGAGUCCAAGGAGGACCCCGCUCACCUCUCCGACUCAUCCUCCUCCUCCAGCUCCAUCGUGUCCUUCAAAAGCGCUGACAGCAUCAAGAGUCGGCCGAGAAUCCCACGGCUGGAGGGUGACGGUGGUGAGAGAACAUCCCCCGAGAUCAAAGAGCCGGGGACAGGGAGGAAAGAGGAGGAUGUUGAGAGCAUCAUGAAGAAAUACCUACAGAAGUAGGAACCAGCUCAG
Messenger RNA from Physeter macrocephalus (sperm whale), 5292 nucleotides. RefSeq names its product myosin XVIIIB (gene MYO18B). Gene Ontology annotation, biological process: actomyosin structure organization. The transcript is spliced from 31 exons. The record is from RefSeq and is a predicted model, not a curated record. NCBI's taxonomy places the organism in Eukaryota, Metazoa, Chordata, Mammalia, Artiodactyla, Physeteridae. Gene Ontology annotation, molecular function: actin filament binding; ATP binding; cytoskeletal motor activity. Gene Ontology annotation, cellular component: cytoplasm; myosin filament; unconventional myosin complex. The annotation marks the transcript as partial.